AUGGGCGGCGUACCAUCGAUGCCGUCCGACCGGACGCGGACUCUCCAGGUCAUCGGCGCCGGAUACUCCAGAACCGGCACCGUAUCCAUGGCACUCGCUCUCGAGAAGCUUCUCGACGGGCCCGUCAUGCACGGCGGCACUCACCUCUUUGGCCGCGAAGACGCGUACCCCAAGUUGUGGUGCGAAAUCUUCCGCCAGCGCAACAACAAGCCGGUGCUGAUGAAGCUCCUGCGCGAGGCCACGGCCGGCUUCGUCGGCCUCACCGACGCACCCGGCACCAUGUUCCUGCCGGAGCUGCUCGAGCUGUACCCCGAAGCCAAGGUGGUGCUCGUCACGCGCGACCCGCACCGCUGGCUUCGGAGCAUGGAGCUCAUCAUGCGCAACAUUGGCAUGAAACCGUGGGUCCUCGAGGCCCUGCUGUUUCCGUGCCCGACCUGGCGCUGGACCCCGACCGUUCUCGGUCAGAUGGGAGAAAAGGAAAGUGAACGACUCGGUAUCAAGCUAGGCCCAGAGUACCUGCCAAAGUACAACGAAUAUGUACGCGCCCACGUCCAGCCGGAGAAGCUGCUCACCAUGGAGCUCAAGGAGGGCUGGGAUCCACUGGCCAAGUUCUUGGACGCGCCGGUGCCCAAGGAGCCGUUUCCGCGCGCCAAUGAUGCGCAGGCAUUUGAAGCGUAUGCGAGGAGGAUCGUUGUCACUGCAGGCCUUGUGUGGACGGGCAUCCUGCUUGCCAUCGGUCUCGCCGUCUGGGGUACGUGGCAGCUGUCGAGGUAG
Drechmeria coniospora is the source of this 774-nucleotide messenger RNA. Its product is annotated as NAD dependent epimerase/dehydratase. The record is from RefSeq and is a predicted model, not a curated record. Lineage: Eukaryota; Fungi; Ascomycota; Sordariomycetes; Hypocreales; Ophiocordycipitaceae. The transcript is spliced from 4 exons. The coding region runs from base 1 to 774 and encodes 257 amino acids.